Messenger RNA from Jaculus jaculus (lesser Egyptian jerboa), 756 nucleotides. Its product is annotated as tRNA (adenine(58)-N(1))-methyltransferase non-catalytic subunit TRM6-like. Gene Ontology annotation, biological process: tRNA methylation. Bases 1 to 756 code for a protein of 251 amino acids. NCBI's taxonomy places the organism in Eukaryota, Metazoa, Chordata, Mammalia, Rodentia, Dipodidae. The transcript has a single exon. The record is from RefSeq and is a predicted model, not a curated record. Gene Ontology annotation, cellular component: nucleus; tRNA (m1A) methyltransferase complex.
AUGGAGCGAAUGGGAGGUUUUGGCUCCAUUAUUCAGCUGUACCCUGGAGAUGGACCUGUGCGGGCAGCAACAGCAUGCUUUGGGUUUCCUAAGUCUUUCCUUAAUGGUCUGUAUGAUUUCCCCCUCAACAAAGUAGAUAGUCUCCUAAAUGAAACAUUUUCUGCUGAAAUGUUGUCUUCUGAGCCAAAAGACAGAAGUUUGGUUGAAGAAAAUAAUGGUGCACUUGAGGAAAAACAGGCAUCUGAGCAAGCUAAUGAAGACUGCAGGGCAGGGGCUCCAGAUGGCAGUCACCCAGAAGAGCAAGACAAAAUGGAGAUUUCUCCAGAUCCAGAGUACAAGGAGCCUAAAGAGAGAGGAAACAAAACAGAUUAUAUUCAGGAAAAGCAAAAGAGACAAGAAGAGCAGAGGAAAAGACGUGUAGAGGCUGCUGCUCUGCUGAGUGAGAGAAAUGCAGAUGGUUUGUUUGUGGCCAGCUGUUUCCAUCCCACUCCAUUGCUGCUGUCUCUUCUAGACUUUGUGGCCCCAUCAAGGCUGUUUAUAGUCUACUGUCAGUAUAAAGAGCCUUUGUUAGAAUGCUACACAAAAUUGCAAGAGAAGGGUGGAGUCAUCAACCUCAGGCUGUCUGAAACCUGGCUCAGAAAUUACCAGGUUUUGCCAGAUCGAAGUCAUCCCAAAUUGCUGAUGAGUGGAGGUGGGGGGUACCUUCUGUCCAGCUUCACAGUUGUCUUGGACAACCUGAGAGAGACCCUAUCCUGA